UCAGUCAGUCAGUCAGUCAGGCAGGCAGGCAGGCAGUCAGUGAUUCAGUCAGUUAGACAGGCAGUCAGUCAGUUAGUCAGGCAAGCAGACAGGCAGCCAGUCAGUCAGCCAGGCAGUCUGUUUAUUCUGACUAUUCUGUCGGUCAGUCAGUCAGUCAGUCAUGCAGUCAGACAGUCAGUUAGUCAGUCAGUCAGGCAAUCUGUUAGUCAGUCAAAGGCAGGCAGUCUGUCAGUCACUCAAGCAGGCAGUCAGUCAGUCAGGCAGCCAGUCAGUUUGUCAGUUAGGCAGGCAGGCAGUCAUUCAGUCAGUAAGGAAAGCAAACAGCCAGUCAGUCAGUCAGUCAGCCAUGCUGUCAGCCAGUCAGUCAAGCAGGCAGUCAGUCAUUCAGUCAGGCAAGCAGUCCAUCAGUCAGUCAGUCAGUCAGUCAGCCCAUCAGUCAGGUAAGCAGGGAGCCAGCCAGUCAGCCAGGCAGUCAGUCAAUCAGUCAGUCAGUCAGACAGGCAGGCAGACAGGCAGGCAGUCCAUCAGUCAGUCA
Molecule: messenger RNA, 535 nt
Organism: Porites evermanni
Lineage: Eukaryota; Metazoa; Cnidaria; Anthozoa; Scleractinia; Poritidae
Source: the annotation of a GenBank genome assembly